UGAGCUUCUUUCUCGGUUACCGAUACAUUCCGUUGCCGGAUCUGACCACCAUCUGCUUCACUCGUGUGGUGUGGACUGUUCUCUUCGGAAUCAUCAUCUAUAAGGAAAAACCAUCCGCAGCGAUUAUUUUGGCAAUUCCUCUUACCAUUGUAGGAGUGACAUUAGUGGCACAACCAACAUUUAUCUUUUCAUCACAGAAACAAAAACAAUUUUUUCCAAAUCUAACCAUAAACUCGACAGAGGUUUCAUCAUCAUCGACUAAUCAACGUCGUCAUAUUGGUAUUUCUAUUGGGCUGAUGUUUGCUAUUGCAUCAUCCAUGCAUAUUCUCUUAUUUAAACAACUGAUAAAUUUAAAAAUCAAGCCGAGUAUAGUAAUGUUUCAGUUUACGAUCAUCGUCUUAUUCUUGCUAAUCAUAAAUCAACUUUAUAAGUACUUUGUACUGGGGAACAAAUUAUUUCUUCAAGUGAUAUUCACGUGGAAUUACGUCUUGGCAUCGCUCAUUUGCUUAGCUCAAAUCGGUGCAUCUCUGCUGGGACAAAAAGCCAUCAAACGUGAAAGUCCUUCGAUUUUGACGAUUGUAUCUAGCAGCGAUAUUAUCUAUUCAAUUCUUCUGCAGAACUUGUUUACCAGGUUGAAGUCGAACUUGUACGCUCUGUUAGGGUCUGCGUUGGUCAUAUCCAGUGUAUUGAUGAUCGGAGCCCAUAAAUUCAUGCAAGAAAAAAGAAAGAACAGGUUGCUAUCAGUACCUCAAAUGGACACCACAGUAAAGCACUAGUUAGGAAAUCGAGAGAUUUUAGUGUAGUUUUAAAGUUCUUACCUUAAACAAGCAAAUAAAGUUUAAAUUUUUUCGAAAUAUCGAGCUCGAUCGGGCGAGACAAUCUUCUUAUCACGUGUCAUCAAGAGAAGGACUACUUUUCUUAAAAGAAAUUACCGUCUUCAAUAGAUUUACAUUUUGGCUGUACUGCCAUCUGUCGAAAAAAUUGAAGUACGGUAACGACUAAGUAAACAUUUUCCACCCUAAACAUUGUGCUUCUCUGAUCCUAGUUUUCUGAAUGUUUAUUUCGUAUGAGAAAACAACAGGUUUUUGUAAUGUACUGAUCAUGGUUCUCAUGUAUUUGUAUUAUCCAUCGUUUCUAAUAGGAAUUUGGAACAAACGGUCCGUUGACAAUCUGCUCUUUCUUGUAAUCAGACCUUUAAAUCAUAAAAAAUAAAAUUUACUCUGUCUAACAUGCACAUAUUUUAUCAUAAUCCCUUUUCCUUCUCUUUAGAGAGAAUUUGAGUUGCUUUCAAUUCUUAUUACAUUUCUCGUCGUUUGUAUCAAAGCUAAGUAGUUAUCAGCAUCGUUUAUUCUGAGAACUCUUAUUAAAAAUACACUCCUACGUUAUCUUGGCAGUUCCUCCCAUUGUUUGUUCUUCAUCCUUUUUCUUAAUCGUUCAAAGUCAAGUUUGAUGAUUCACCCACACGAUUAAUGCGUUUUUCGUUAAAGAAACAACUCAGAAUGUGAUGAAAAUAAAAUGCCAGCUUUUUUCCAUGCAGGUUUUGCUCCUAGCGUGGUUAACAGAAUGUACAUGAAAUUUUCCGCGCGUGGUGAGCACUGGUGGUACGAAUCAUUAGAAACAGUGUCUAUCAUCCAUCUCACUCAAAGAAAGAAAGAGACAGUUAUGUUAAUAAACGAACACCAACAAGUUUUCUCUGAUUUUUUAGUAUAACGAGUGAUUGAAAGUUAACAACAGCAUCUGUAUAAAGUAAGAAGUAAAACCUCAUAAUGGAAAUCCUAAGAAAAUAAUAAACUCUGAUUUAGUCAUUAAAAUGUCAUUGUCGUCCUCAUAGAACUGACAAUUUGAUUAAAAGAUCUAACAACAAUCAUAUCCUCUCUAGCUCACAUGCGUUAUAAUAAAUAGAAAAAAAGAUCUUUUUCUUCUUCAUAAUUGACAUAAACGUAAGAAAAGUAAUGUUCAAAUUGCAAUACGCGCUACUGCAUGCAAGGAGAUUCUCUGAUUAUGAAGCGCGAAGUUUGACGUUUGAAUAGGAAAAAUGUGACAUAUUCUCCAACAUAGUACUCCUCUUACUAACGCUUCAUAGAAAAAGUGCUAGAUUACUAUGGAGCUCUUUAAAUGAAGGCGAUAUUUAUCAUGUACAAUAUUUUCACACAAUGCUCGUUAAGUUUUUCUCUGUUAACGUUGUUCAGGUUAUGUUCAGUUUUCUUUUUUUGUUGAUAUAGUUAGAUCAUCUUCUUUAUCCAUUUAUAUUUGAUCAUAUAUAAUAACAUAACAUAGAAAUGAUGAAAUUGAUUGAUACUUAUUUAUUUUCAUUCUUUGAUAGUUAAACUUGCUGCUUGAUACGAUUGGGGUUGUAAGAUGAUGUUUUUGCUUUGCUCACAAGAAUAUCACCUGUCUGUUAUUUUAUUUGCAUAAGAAAAUAAUGUUAUAAUCUUUCUUUGUUUCAUUCUAAAGAGAAGAAAAUACUAAGUUAUCUGCAUUCACAGAGUUUCUGUACCUGUAAAUUGAAGCCGAAUCACAGAGUAAAACUUGUCGUUUAAGGAUGCUGCAAGAAAAAAACAGACUGAAAGAAGCACCAACUAUAAUGUAAGACAUUUUCAGUGGAUGUACACUGAAAAAAAGCCGAAAACGCGAAAAAUCAUCUUUUCCACUGAUUAGACAUUUGUGGUAAAAAUGUUUUCGAUAAUAUUUGCGCUUGUGUAUUCCGUCCAUCAGAAAUGUGACGAUGCUACGUUUUUGCUGUGAUACUUUAUCCAUUGUAUUGGACUGACCAAAAUUUCUUCUAGUUGAAGUCAUUUACACGUUUUUAAGAAGUAAAUCAGAGAAAAAGUACAGGUCUAAGUUAUGUUUCUUUAUGUUAGAUGUAAACAAACGCGUUUCUAAUGAGAAAAUAUAGUAGAAUGACCUUGAAUUGAAUGAGAUUAACUGCAGUUUCAUUUUCUAUUGUCUUAGCUAUCAACAGCUCCCAUUCAUGAUUAAAAGUAAAUAUAUCCAUUACACUUGUUUAUUUAUGGUUGUGUGUUUAGAUGAGAUAUGAUUUGGGACGAAAUGAGCGUAUUGAUUCAUUCCUGUCAUCUGAUGAUCGACUUCCCGGUGAAUCUAUGCUUAAGAAAAUUACGGGAUACGGCGGAGACAAUAGAAAGCAGAAUUUACGUCAGUAUUGGAUUCCCGAUAGUGUCGGCAAAGAAUGCCAUGACUGUGGCGAGAAAUUUACUCCGUUUCGUAGAAGACAUCAUUGUACGUAUUCACAAUUUCUAUGA
Molecule: messenger RNA, 3260 nt
Organism: Didymodactylos carnosus
Lineage: Eukaryota; Metazoa; Rotifera; Eurotatoria; Philodinida; Philodinidae
Source: the annotation of a GenBank genome assembly